AUGGGCAAGCACAGUUACGCAAUCGUGCUAGAUGCCGGCUCCUCAGGCACGAGAGUGUACGUCUACCGAUGGCGAAAGAAUGCAUAUGCGCGGAAGAAGUACGACGAUGAGAAAUUGGAUUCACUCCCGCGCAUCAAGACCAAUAAGAAAUGGAGGAAGAAAGUGCACCCAGGAAUCUCAACCUUUGGCGAUAAGCCUGAGGCUGUGGGAUCGGAGCAUUUGAAAGAGCUGGUUGAGUUUGCGCAGGACAUCGUGCCUAAGAAGGAGUAUGAGAACACGCCCAUCUUCCUGCUCGCGACAGCGGGGAUGAGGCUGCUACCGGAUAGUCAGAGAGCGGAUCUGCUGAGUAGUACGUGUUCGUACUUUCAGCGGAACACGAAGUUUCAGCUGCCGGAUUGUGGCUUGCAUGUGCAGGUCAUACAGGGCGAGACGGAGGGUCUUUAUGGCUGGAUUGCUGCGAAUUACCUACUGGGUGGAUUUGACUCUGGCGCGGCUGAUGACCAUGAUCAUGGCAAGAACCACCAUACAUAUGGCUUCCUGGAUAUGGGUGGCGCAUCGGCGCAGAUUGCGUUCGCGCCUAAUGCGACUGAGGCUGAGAAGCAUGCGGACGAUUUGAAGUUGUUGCGAUUGAGGAAGGUUAAUGGCGAGGCUGCGGAGUAUAGGGUGUUCGUGACGACCUGGCUUGGAUUUGGAGCGAAUGAGGCGAGGAGAAGGUAUGUUGAGCACCUACUGGACGUAUCACCGAGCGCGCACGAACUUCCGGACCCAUGUCUGCCAGUGGGCAUCACGAUCAAGAAGACCGGCGAGGUGCUGGAGGCAGGCUCGGGAGAUCUGAAGGGCAAGGAACCCUACUUGCUAGGUACUGGCGACUUUACGCAAUGCCUCAAGAGCACAUACCCUUUGCUGGAGAAAGAGAAGGAAUGUACGGAUGCCCCAUGCCUCCUGAAUGGCCAACACACACCUGCGAUCGAUUUCAACGUGAACCACUUCGUCGGCGUCUCCGAGUACUGGCAUACCACACACGAAGUAUUCGCAAUGGCGCACAAGGACAAGGCAUACGACUUCCAGACAUAUCAGAAGCAGGUGACAGACUUCUGCUCAAGAGACUGGAAGGACAUAGAAAAAGACGUCGCAAAACAUACCUGGGGCAAGAAGGUGGACGAGAAGACGGUCGAGGAGGUGUGCUUCAAGGCGAGCUGGCUGAUCAACAUGCUUCACGAAGGCAUUGGCAUACCACGAGUAGGCAUUGAAGAUGGCAAGCCUAGCAGCGGAGAGAACAAGACGAAGGCGAUUCUGGAUGGCGCGAAAGAUCGGGGUUUCCUCGACCCUUUCCAGGCCGUGGACAAGAUUGACGAUAAGGAGGUGAGCUGGACUUUGGGCAAGGUUGUGCUUUAUGCAUCAUCGCAAGUACCGCCUGCUGAUGGCGCAAUGGCUGUCGGCUUUGGGAGCAACGUCCAGGGAACGAAGCUACCAGGAGACUUCCAGUACCCAGGUGGACGAAUCGAAGGAUUACCGAAGCUCAAUGAGACGAGCCCUCACGAAGAUGACCUGGACUGGCACGACAAGAUUCUGUCGAGCAGCUACUCGAGGCGUGUUCCAGGCAUUCUAAUUUUCCUGGUCAUGCUGGUACUUGCAGUGUAUCUACUCUGCGGCCGUGAGCGGAGACAGUCAUGGUACCACAAGAUGCUGGGUAAGAAGGGCCAGCCAGGGUCGAAACGACGCAAGCCGCCGGGUCGACUGGGCGGCAAGAUCUUUGGCAGCUCAUCGCCGUCAUACGAUCGCGUACUGGAAGAAGGCGAUCCAGAGGAGUUCGAGCUGGGUGACGUAUCGGACGAAGACCGACGAUCAGAUUCAAGCAACGACGGUUUGGACGCUAUGCGCAGUGGCAGAACCUCUGGCAUGGUGACUCCAGCAUUGCGAGGUCUGUCUCCAGAUGUAUCGCGCAACUCGCCACGAGCGAAGAAUUACUUCGACUCCGACACACCCCCUGGGACCUCGAAUGGCUUAGGCAUCACGCCCUUCGAUCGUGCUGGACUACUGUCACGUACCGAGAGCAAGGAGCGAUUACACAUGCCGAGAAGUCACAGUCGGCGAGCAAGCCCUACACGGAAGAGUCCACUCACACCGACGUUGAAGGAGACGUAG
Molecule: messenger RNA, 2145 nt
Organism: Fulvia fulva
Lineage: Eukaryota; Fungi; Ascomycota; Dothideomycetes; Mycosphaerellales; Mycosphaerellaceae
Product: Golgi apyrase
Exons: 1
Coding region: 1-2145 (714 amino acids)
Biological process (GO): nucleoside diphosphate catabolic process
Cellular component (GO): membrane
Molecular function (GO): nucleoside diphosphate phosphatase activity
Source: RefSeq, a predicted model, not a curated record